Messenger RNA from Chlamydomonas reinhardtii, 3543 nucleotides. RefSeq lists its product as uncharacterized. The transcript has 11 exons. Lineage: Eukaryota; Viridiplantae; Chlorophyta; Chlorophyceae; Chlamydomonadales; Chlamydomonadaceae. The record is from RefSeq and is a predicted model, not a curated record. Bases 205 to 2211 code for a protein of 668 amino acids. Gene Ontology annotation, molecular function: chloride channel activity.
GAUCAGGGCGUACUUGCCCAAGCGCCUCAUGGUAGUGAGCUGGGUCUAGCCGGCAAUGUUCCUUUGACUGGUGCAUUUGCAAAACCCACUAGCAUAAUACACUCCAAACGGCAACGGAACAACACUCGGGCUCAGCCACUCACCAGCCCUCCACACCGGGCACAACCCAAUUGUGCUCCAGCCCGGGGUGCCCGCUUCUGAGGCAUGCAGUGCCAGCUCAAGCACGGUGCUCGGCCGCAAAGCCAGCGGCCGAACUGGCUGCCCGCUCGCGCUGCUACAUUGCGGCCAGCUGUCCAGCAUGGCGUUCGUCGCGGCCUGACUUUGGGAGUGAAGGCUGCUGCUGCGCCUUUGGAGGAUAAGAAGAUGCCGGCGGACAUGACCACGCGCCAAUAUCGGCGUGUUGUUUAUGACUUCGCGCUGUGGGCGAAGCACCGUGACGUGAACCGUUACCUUUAUAACCUGCGGACUAUUCCAGGGUCCCGUAUCAUACGCCAGCUGAGCCAGCCCAUGGGUGUGGUGCUCGCCUGGGCGGCCCUGUUCGGCUUCUACGAGACCUGCCUUGAGGCGGGCGUGCUGCCCUCCUACCUACCCAAGAUGACGCUCAUGUCUGCCGAGCCGCAGGGCCUGACCUCGUUCGCCCUGUCGCUGCUGCUGGUGUUCCGCACCAACUCCAGCUACGGCCGCUUCGACGAGGCGCGCAAGAUCUGGGGAGGCAUCCUCAACAGGGCGCGCAACAUCGCCAACCAGGCGGUGACCUUCAUACCGGCGGAGGACCAGGCGGGCCGCGAGGCGGUGGGCAAGUGGACCGUGGGCUUCACGCGCGCGCUGCAGGCGCACCUGCAGGAGGACAUUGACCUGCGCAAGGAGCUGGAGAAGGCCACGCCGCGCUGGAGCAAGGAGGAGAUCGACAUGCUGGUCAACGCGCAGCACAGGCCCAUCAAGGCCAUCUCGGUGCUGAGCGAGCUGACGCGGCAGCUCAGCAUCACGCAGUUCCAGGCGCUGCAGAUGCAGGAGAACUGCACUUUCUUCUACGACGCCCUGGGCGGUUGCGAGCGCCUGCUGCGCACACCCAUCCCCGUGUCGUACACGCGGCACACGGCCCGCUUCCUGACCAUCUGGCUGGCCAUGCUGCCGCUGGGGCUGUGGGAGCGCUACCACUGGUCCAUGCUGCCCGUCAUCGCGCUCAUCGGCUUCCUGCUGCUGGGCAUUGACGAGAUCGGGAUCAGCAUUGAGGAGCCGUUCGGCAUCCUGCCGCUGGACGCCAUCUGCGGCCGCGCCCAGACCGACGUCAACAGCCUGCUGAAGGAGGACCCCGCAGUCAUGAAGUACGUGGACGACGUGCGCUCAGGCCGGGUCAAGUCGCCGCCGCCGCUGCCGCCCGCGCCCGCCGCGCCGGCGGCGGCGGCGGCCGCCGCUGCCGCGGCGGCGCGCAGUGUCAGCCCCCAGCCCGACGUGGCGAAGACGCUGGGCUCGCUCUUCACCAACGUGCGCGCCGGCGUGGGCGCCGUGGCGCCAGGCGCGCCGCUCAUGCCCCAGGCGCCGGUGCGCUCGCCCUCGCCCACCCGCUCCGUCUCCCCCAGCUUCCCGCGCGCCUCCGCCGGCACCGGCAUGCCGCCGCCGGUGGGCAUGAACGGCGCCACCCCCCGCGUGGCCGCGGCGCCGCCAACGCCACCGCCCGUGUCCCGGCCUGCGGCGCCCGCUGCAGCCCCCGCCGCCGGCUCCGGAUUCACCAUGCCCAACUUCAGCGCCAGCCUCAGUGGCCUGACUGGCGGCGCCGCCGCCGCCGCCAAGUCGGCGGCUGACGCCGCCUCCUCCAAGCUGACCAAGAUGGCGGACUCCAUGUCUUCCGGCGCCGCCGCGCCGGCGCCGCCCGCCGCCCCCGCUCGGCCCAGCACCAGCCCCAGGCCCAGUGCCAGCAGCCCCAUCAGCAGUAGCGCUGACGCAGACCGCAGCGACAGCAGCCGCCGCCCCGUCAACUGGCGGGACGAGCUGCAGUCGCUCAAGGCCACGCGCGAGCCCAACGGUAACGGUAACGGCUCCGGGGUCGCGCCCGCCGCCGGCCGUGCGGACGCGGAUGAGGAGGCACUGCGGCGGUUCGGCAACCUGGCGGGCCGCUCGCGUAGCGGCAACGGCGGCGGCGGCAGCAGCGACACGGAGCUCUCAGAGGCCAACCGCCCGCGCACUCGGCCCGACUGGCGCAACCAGCUGUAAGUUGUAAGCUUCAACGACCGGAUGCAAACGGAUUCAACAGUCGAUGGGUGUCGGUGCUGGGAUAUGGAGGGUGUCGGUUGGGCUUCUGACUGGGUGUAUUGGCAGUCGCGCCCGAUUGGCGCGGCUGUGGUAUGAGCGUGAGAGAGAAAGAGAGCAGGUGUGUGGGAAGCGGUGGGGGUUGCGCAUUGCGCCGCGUGGGGGCGCAGCAAGGGGUACGGGGUAAGAGCAGGCACAGAGUACGGGAUAGGAGCAGGCACAGCGGCUGUUGGAUCGUAGGGUAAUGCCACCAGUAACAUCAGCGCAGGUGGCGGCGGCACAGAGCAGGCGGGUAACGACGGCCGUGCAGUUGACGGCAUUUUAUAUCCUGAGGCACUAAGGUCGUGAAUAACGGCUGCGCCCCAAAUUGCAGACUCCGGCGCGGAUCGGCGCGGGGUUCAGGUUUUGAGCAAUAGUAGUCGAGGGGUGCUGCCCACCAACCCGGCGUCCGUUUUUAGGGCUUUCAAGGCUGGGUAGUGAGCCCGCGGGUAGGUCAGCUGUGCAUUCCCCUGGAGAGAAGAUUAUCAGGAAGAUUAUGCAAGGUUCUAUUUAUACACUUUUGGAUUUCGAAUACGGAUCCUGUCGCGUGUCGGAUUUAUCUGGCGUUGGCGGCGACGCUUCGUGACGCCCCCCAUCCAUGCUCGUCUGGAGGGGUGUAAUUCGUCUUUGCCGGACCGCUGGGCAGCCACCCACAUGGUGUUGCACGGCGCACUUGGGGCACAUCUUAAAGGGGGCGGUGGCCUGUGGCCAACUGUGGCUUGCAGGGAUGGCUGAGGAGCGAUCCGGCGGCCACACACACCAGGCCCAGGCGCACUUGAUAAGCCGGCCACCACCAAAGUUGCAGCGUUCUUUGGGCGGGCAUGAUUGCAUGAAGGCAGGGGGGCCUUGGGAGGGGGCGGUGCGCCCGCGUGGAGCAUGCGUGUGCGUAAGCGCGGCUGGGCGCCGUGUUCGGGUGCAAGACAGCAAGACUGCAAGUGUGCAAGACUGCAGCUCUUGCAGGCGUGGCGUGUGCGGCCUUGUGCGGCGCCCUAUUCCCAGAGACCCAGACCAACCCAGAGCCGGCUGCCAGGAUGUGUGCAAUGAGCUGAACCUUACCAGAGCUCAGACUCAGAAACGGCUGCAUUACCUUCAUACUUAGUUGCUGCAAAGUGGCACGCCGAGUCGGCGACAAGUACCAUGGACACAACGUACCUGAUGCCUGACCGCCUGCUACCGAAGCUAGCAGGACGCUUAGGACAAAGGGACAUGUUGCGUUCAGGCCAUAUUAUACGCAGCGCAUCGGACGUACGGUUCUCU